CUCGGGGUAUCGCGUAACAGAAACGUCGUCGUGUAAUCCCGCGUAUAAGAACCCAAACUUCCCCUCCCCUCCCCUACUACACUCCACAUAUCUACUUCGUCUGCUUAUUUUGUCGAGUCCUUUAAGGCACUGCAUCAUCAGAUCUGCUUCUUCAUCUGCUUAUUUCUUCCACUUCAUCAGGAAAUGGGUACGAUUGCUAAGUCUACAAACUCUCUUGCUUUCUUCUUCAAUCAUUAUUCUCAUCUUAGGGUUUCUUCCAAUGCUCAAUUUUUUUAUUAUUAUUGUCGUUGUUUUAGUGCUACUUCUGCCAAAACUACCAAUAGUGGUAGAGAUAUUGUGGAAAGCCCCAAUCAGUUCUUGAAAUCUGUAAGAGAUCGAUGCAGAUCUCGAAGCUUUAGGAAUCUUGACGAGGCCUUAGGCCUGUUUGAUAGAAUGCUUCACAUGCACCCUUUGCCUUCCAUUGUGGAUUUUACUCAAUUGCUGGGUGCAAUUGCAAGAAUGAAGCAUCACUCAACUGUUAUUACUCUAAUUAAAGAAAUGGAACUGUCAGGAAUUGCUCCCGAUGCUUGUACUCUAGGGGUUCUGACUAAUUGUUUCUGCCAUUUGAACCGAGUGGAUUUCGGCUUCUCUAUCUUAGCAAGAAUUUUGAAACUUGGUUUUCAACCAGACUCUAUAAUUCUAACAACUCUUGUCAAGGGGCUCUGUCUUCAGGGUAAAAUUGUUGAAGCUAUGAAGUUUGUUAAGGUAAUGGAGAACAAUGGCUAUAAACCUAAUACAAUUACCUAUGGAACAUUAAUGAAUUGUUUGUGUAAAAUAGGUAAGAUCGGUGAAGCUAUUGGGUUGCUUCGGAAAAUGGAAGAAAGAAAUCUUGAAAUUGAUGUAGUGCUUUAUAAUACAAUCAUUGAUAGCUUAUGUAAGGACAAAUUGGUAACUGAGGCUUUGGCUUUUUUCUUUGAAAUGACAAAUAGAGGAAUUAAUCCAGACGUUUUCACUUACAAUUCUUUAAUUCAAGGCCUAUGCAAUUUUGGUCAAUGGAAUGAGGCAACUAAACUAUGGAAUGAGAUGGUUGAAAGGAAAAUCAUGCCCGAUUUGCAUACAUUCAGCAUAUUGGUGGACACACUUGGCAAAGAAGGGAGGUUGACAGAGGCUAAAGAAGUUUUUGAUGCGAUGAUUAAGAGAGGCAUAAAGCCAAAUGUAGUCACUUACAAUUCUUUGAUUGACGGUUAUUGUCUGCAAAAUAAAAUGGAUGAAGCUAUCAAAACAUUUAAUACGAUGGUUCGAAAGGGUUGUUCGCCUUGUGUUGUUAGCUAUAACAUAUUGAUCAAUGGAUAUUGUAAGAACGGAAAAAUUGAUGAGGCAAUGAGUCUAUUUCGUGAAAUGUCUAACACCGGAAUUUUUCCCAAUGUUGCCACUUACAACACUCUAAUUGGAGGGUUUUGCCGAGUUGGAAGACCUAAAAUUGCAUUAGAGCUACUCCACGAGAUGCAAGGUUGUGGCCAACCUCCAGAUAUCCAAACUUGUGCUAUUUUGUUAGAUGGCCUAUGUAAGAAUCUACACUUUACGGAGGCAAUGGCAUUGUUUAAGGAGAUGGAAGACAAAAGGUUAGACCUUAAUAUUGUGAUUUACAGCAUCUUGAUUGAUGGUAUGUGUAAUGCUGGGAAACUUACGACUGCAAGUGAAUUAUUUAAUGCUCUUCCUACCAAAGGUUUUCAACCUAAUGUUUGCACUUACACUAUAAUGAUCAAAGGGCUUUGCAAAGAGGGACUGCUAAAUGAAGCGAUGGAUUUAUUUGAGAAAAUGGAAGAGAACGGCUGUUCACCUAACCAUUUCACUUAUAACACUAUCAUUCAAGGCUUCUUGCAACAUUAUGAGACAUCAUGGGCAGUGAAAUAUCUCCAGAUGAUGCUUGGCAAGGGUUUCUCGGCAAAUGCAACCACUGCAACAAUUUUAAUCGACUUGAUGUCUACUAAUCGAGCAGAUAAAACAUUGCAAGAUUUUUUUCAAAUAUCUGUGUGAAAGCUUUCGAGUUCUUCGACUUGUAGGACAAAUUUCAUAUUCUAAGCUUUCUAUAAGGAAUAAAUACAUAUUUGCUGCAAGUCAUUAAGGUGUUAUUUAUUUCCAUGUCUUUUGGACUAUUGUUGUGUAUUGCUAUUCCUAUUUUGUUAUAUUUUUUUACAAAUUUCUGUAGACUUGUGUUGUAAUAAAAAUAAAAAACAUUCUGAAAGAUUUAUUCAAUUAUUUUGUUGAUGCUGAAUUAUUGCCGAAUAUUGGUCAUUUGGAGUUUGGAUUUU
Messenger RNA from Corylus avellana, 2291 nucleotides. RefSeq lists its product as uncharacterized. The record is from RefSeq and is a predicted model, not a curated record. Lineage: Eukaryota; Viridiplantae; Streptophyta; Magnoliopsida; Fagales; Betulaceae. Gene Ontology annotation, molecular function: protein binding.